AUGGAAUCCUGCAGGAACUUCUCCGAGUUUUACUGCAAUACCUGUCACCUGCGAAUCUGUGACCAAUGCAAUCAGCACCAUCUAGAGCAGAACAAUGGACAUGAGAUUGUCCUUUAUCACGAGAGAAGGAGGAAAAUUCCCGCAGAGAAAUGCAGGAUCCACCCUACCAAAGAUAUUAAUGUUUACUGUGAUGAAUGUCAGGAUUCUGUCUGUUCUAUAUGCUUUGCUUGGGGUCACAGAGAUCAUAAUAAAGUUGACCUUGAAGCCAUAUACAAUAUCAUUUUAACGCAAUGUCAGAGUGAAAUAAGUAAAAUCUGGAAAACAGUCAUUCCUGAAGCUAAAAAUAAUGUUCAAUCUAUUGGGGAAAAGAGAGAAAAUGUCAAGAAAGAAAUUGCCAAGUUUAGAGUUUCCAUGAAGGAGAGAGCAGAUGAACUAAAGGAAGCCGUUGAAAGUAUCCUGACUGAUAAUUUGAAAAAACUGGAUGAAAUUGAGAAUUAUGUCCUUAAUGAAAUAGCAGAACAACAGAAGGAAACAGAGGACUACAUAAAGUACCUGGAGAAAAUAAUAUCAGAGUACGAGAGUAAAAUAUCAUCAAUAAAGCAUACUAAACUCAUGAAAUUCCAAUUAGAAAUUUUAUUAGCUUCUCUGAAGAUGCACAAGAAACCUAAACUGCCAAUUUUUACUUUAGCUACACUAAACAAGGAAGAGAUAUCCAAACAGUUUGGUGAAAUUAAACUAGAUUCACCAAAAAGGCUUAAGAUUUCUUGUGUCAUAAAAGUAAGUGAAAUAGCUAUCCAGGAACAUGGAACUUCCCAUUUGUCUCCCUUGGCCCCCAAUAAAUUUUGGGCUAGUGAAAGAUGGGAGAAUCUCAUUCAGUAUGAUAUGGAAGGAAACAUCUUACAUAAAAUAUCCACCAGUAUGAAUUAUAUCCCAGGUAACCACACAGUCACUAAAGAGGGAGAACUACUUUAUACAGUUUACAACAAAAACACUGUAUACAGAGUAACUAGUGACAACACUAUCAGCAAACUUAUUAAGACUGGGAGCUGGACACCUGGAGCCAUCUACUCUUCCCCUAUCAAUGGGCACAUAUUGGUCGGCAUGAAGAGAAAUUCAGACCAAAAAAUAACCAGAUACAACAGAGAAGGAAGGAAGUUACAGGACAUACAGAGGGAUGAUAUAGAUAAAUCAUCCUAUCAAAGUAUACGCUACCUCACAGAAAAUAUCAAUGGUAACAUUUGUGUAUCAGACAGUUAUGCUGGUGAGGUUGUGGUGGUUACAGCAUCAGGGCAGUACCACUUCUCUUACUCUGGUCACCAAUCUCAGUCUGAAUUUUUUCCCUGUGGCAUCUGUACAGAUGUACUGGGGCAUAUCGUGGUGUGUAAUGGCUCUACGACGAAUUACUCAAGUGUUCAUCUGCUGGACAUUAAUGGCCAGUUCCUGUCUCUCCUACUCACACCAGAACAAUGUCCUCCACAUCCCCGUGCUCUCUGUAUUGAUGAUAAACACAACCUCUGGAUCGGGGGAUCAAACGAGUUCACUGUCUUUGUGUACAAAUAUUUGCAGAACACAAAACCAUGA
Saccostrea cuccullata (small rock oyster) is the source of this 1581-nucleotide messenger RNA. RefSeq lists its product as uncharacterized. The record is from RefSeq and is a predicted model, not a curated record. Bases 1 to 1581 code for a protein of 526 amino acids. The transcript has a single exon. Gene Ontology annotation, molecular function: zinc ion binding. Lineage: Eukaryota; Metazoa; Mollusca; Bivalvia; Ostreida; Ostreidae.